This is a messenger RNA of Dissoconium aciculare CBS 342.82, 1460 nucleotides long. Its product is annotated as adenine deaminase Dea2. NCBI's taxonomy places the organism in Eukaryota, Fungi, Ascomycota, Dothideomycetes, Mycosphaerellales, Dissoconiaceae. Gene Ontology annotation, biological process: hypoxanthine salvage; purine ribonucleoside monophosphate biosynthetic process; adenine catabolic process. Gene Ontology annotation, molecular function: adenine deaminase activity. The record is from RefSeq and is a predicted model, not a curated record. Gene Ontology annotation, cellular component: cytosol; nucleus. Bases 84 to 1157 code for a protein of 357 amino acids. The transcript is spliced from 2 exons.
UUCUUGCAGAUUUACACAAAGUAUCAAGUAACGCAUCGCGCUGCGACAGAAGCUUUCCAAAAUAAUUUCUGGGCACGGCAACCAUGGCCAUCACAGAUUUUCGAUCAUUUCUCAUAGCUCUGCCAAAAUGUGAACACCACAUGCAUCUUGAGGGCGCUCUAUCUCCUGCAAUUCUGUUCCAAUUGGCCGCCAAGAACAACAUUAUCCUGCCUGCCGAUGACGCCGCUUUCGCCUCUACGGAAGCUCUAUCGAAGCGCUACAACGACUUCUCAUCCUUGGAUGAUUUCCUCCACUACUAUUAUAUCGGCAUGAGCGUGUUGAUCGACGCUUCAGACUUCGAGGCUCUCGCCUGGGACUACUUCCAACAUGCCAGACAGGACGGGGUCAUGCACGCCGAGCUCUUCUUCGAUCCACAGGCGCACCUGGAGCGAGGCGUGACAUUCGCGACUAUCCAGGCUGGUUUUGAAGCCGCGCGGCGGCGCGCUAACUCAGAGCUGGGAAUCUCGAGUGAAUUGAUCUGCUGUUUCCUUCGCCACCUUCCGGCUGCGCAUUGUGAGGCGACGUUUGCUCAUGAGGAGCUUCAAGCUAGUCUGGGCCAGGGCCACUUCAUCGGAAUCGGCCUGGACUCAAGCGAGCUGGCGUUUCCACCCGAGUUGUUCAAAUCACUGUAUGCCGAUGCCAAAGCAAGAUCUUUAAGACUUACCGCUCACGCGGGCGAGGAAGGUCCAGCGGAAUACAUUGCCAAUGCGCUGGAGCACUUGGAGGUCGAGCGGAUCGACCACGGCAUCCGUCUUGCGACAGAUGCCGCUCUGAUGUCCAAGGUCGCCGAACGAGGCAUCAUGCUCACUGUCUGUCCCUACAGUAAUCUCUACCUGCGAUGCGUCACAUCGAUCGGGGAUCUGCCGAUCCGGACAUUUCUUGACGCUGGCGUGAAGUUCUCUCUCAACAGCGACGAUCCCGCUUAUUUCGGCAAUCACUAUAUUCUAGACAACUACAUGGCCGUUCACGAGGCAUUUGCGCUAUCUGUGGAUGAGUGGGCGCUUGUUUGUGAGAACGGCAUCCGUGGUAGUUGGUGCAGCGAUUCUCGCAAGGAUGCCAUGUUGGAUCGUCUCCAGCAGACGAUCGACCAUUGGCGAAAUGAGGGCGACCAGGCUUGAUACUUUUAUGCCGCAUUCUUCCCGUAUUAAGCUGAACUCGUUUUAAUCAACGCACGCGAUCUGGCAUUCGUCAAUCUUGAGAUCCAAUACAUCCAAGUCGAUCACUCCUUAAACGCCGUGUCUCGUCCCCAGCAAGGAGACUACGCGAGUAGUACAGAGCAAGAUGAACGUGUAUCGUGAAAGCCGGGAGUUGGAAGCAACAUGGAGUGGCUUGCCUACCGACUUAAACAUACGUAUAAGGAGCGACUUGGCAGAUGACCAAGUCGUGCGCAGUAAGCAAGUAGACACACACGAAGUGAAGAC